AUGCCGCUACAUCUACUGGGCAAGAAGUCUUGGAACGUCUACAAUGCAGACAACAUCGCCCGUGUUCGCCGCGAUGAGGCUGCCGCAAAGGCCAAGGAGGAGGCUGAGGAGCAGCGCAUGCAAGAGGUCGAUGCCGAGCGCCGACUAGCUAUCCUACGGGGCGAGGAACCAUCACCACUGCCGCCAACAGAAGAAACUCCUGAAGAUGAGCCAAGACGUCGGGACCGUGAUGCCGGUUCGUUCGGCAGGGAGAGGAAGAAGCGCAAGCGCGCUGGUGAGGACGACACUGACUUUGAGUUACGUGUUGCAAGAGAGCGUUCAGGCGUCGUGCAGACAGCCAACGAGACCUUGCGCAAGUCAACCAGCUCUGCGCCGAUCGUAGAUGCAGCUGGGCACAUUGACCUCUUUGGCGACGAACGAAAACAGGGUCGUCAUCUUAAAAAUGAAGAGGCGGAGAAGGAGGCUGCAAAAAAGAAGAAGGAAAUCGAGGACCAAUACACAAUGCGAUUGUCAAAUGCCGCCGGGAAGGACGGCCUGGUCGGCCCUUGGUACGCAGCAUCUGGAUCAAGAGCUGAACUAGCAGAGCUCGAGCCAGCCGGCAAGGACGCAUUCGGAAAUGAAGACCCAGGAAGAAAGAAGAGAAACGAACAGAGGAUAGUUGCGAACGAUCCUCUUGCCAUGAUGAAGAUGGGAGCAUCCAGAGUAAGAGAAGUGAAGAAGGAGCGCCAAAGAUUUGAAGCUGAGCGACACAGAGAGCUUGAGCAGCUGCGCAAGGAGGAGAAGCUAAAGGAGAGACAUGAGCGGCGGAGACGAGAGCACCGGAGGGAUAAAGAACGCCACCCUCGAGAUAGAUCUCGUGGAGAGGAUGAUGCGAACGAUAUCCUCGGUCAAGCCGAGACGAUGAGCGCCCCCGGAGCAGGGAACGUCAUCAUGAAGAGAGAAGCCAACGACAUGAAAGAAGGGAUGAAGGCGAUAGGCUAUCCAGAAGAGAUGAGAGGAGCCGCCACGAAGGAAGAGUUGAGACGAAAAUCGAACGAAGCAAACGAGACUCUGAUUCGCGACAACGAGAUGACCAUCGGCGGCCAGGAGAACCUCGAGAGCCAAGCAAAUUCUAAUUACAGCAGUAGGAAUGAUAUAUCUAGCUACAAGAGAAGGGCAGAAAAUAGCUACUUGUGA
Colletotrichum fioriniae is the source of this 1176-nucleotide messenger RNA. The record is from RefSeq and is a predicted model, not a curated record. Lineage: Eukaryota; Fungi; Ascomycota; Sordariomycetes; Glomerellales; Glomerellaceae.